Messenger RNA from Paramecium pentaurelia, 882 nucleotides. Lineage: Eukaryota; Ciliophora; Oligohymenophorea; Peniculida; Parameciidae. The record is from the annotation of a GenBank genome assembly.
AUGUAAAAAUAAAUAAAGGUGUCAUAAGAAGACUUUAAGACUUAUUUAAAAGGUAUUGGACUUCCAACUGAUAUAAAAUUAUCAGUUUCAGUUGAAACCUUAUAUCUCUUAGCUAAUAAACAACUAAUAUAUACAUUCUAUUAAAAUACUGUUUUGCAUUUGAAAGAUUCAAAACCUAUUUCCCUUGAAUUUUCUGAUAUAUUGCAAAGAUUAUGUGUGUAAAAAAUAGGUGGACUUUGUUAUGAACAUGAACUAUUAUUUUAUUAUAUUCUUAAACAUAUCGGAUUCAAUGUGGAAUUAAUUUAAUGUUUUGUUUAAGAAGCUGGAUGCCCUUAUGAUCCUGAAUUUCCAACAACUCAUGCUUUUUUAUAUGUUACCAUAGGAGAUGAUGAAACAUACUUGAUAGAUCCUGGAUUUGGAACAAGAUCUCUAAGAUUUCCAAUGAAAGUGAAUUUCAAAGACUUGGAUGCAACUUAUAAUUUAUUUCCAUUAGAACACUAUAGAUUUACAGAAAAUGAAAGUCAUUAUUAAUUUUAGCAUUUAAUUGAUGAUAAAUGGGUUACAUAUUAUCAUUUUUUCAAACCACUUAGAUUUGCAACCAUUGAGGAAAUUCAUAAUGAUUAUCAUUAUUUAUUUACAUAUGAAAAAUUUUCAGGUGUCAGAGAUAAUAGAUUCUAACUUUGUAAAUAUACAGAAUAAGGAAAAAUUUAAUUUUUUUGGUUUAGAAUGGAAAAAAAAUUUACCUCAUUCAAGAAAAUCUUUAAAUUUGAUGAAGUUAAAAAAAUAGAAUAUAAAUCUUAUGAAGAAUUAAAAGAUGAUAUAAAAACGGAAUUAGGAUUUGAUUUACCAGAAUUUCAUUUAGUAAAAUCAAAUGAAAACUGA